AUGGCCUCUAAAUUCGAUUCAUCACUUCAAAAUUCAUCGGAUUUAAUUCACGACUUCACAUGUUCUCCGUGCGAAGAAGACGGACUUAACUCCGAAGCUCAGUCCUUUUGUGUGGAAUGCUCGAAGUACUACUGCUCUCGGUGCGAGCCAAAACAUGACGGUCUGUUUAAGCGGCACUCAGUGCUAGGUCGGAAGGACGUGGGGAAAUGGACGCCGUUGCCACAUACAAUCGUUGACGAUCUGGAGAGAUGCGAGCGGCAUCCAAGAGAGGCUUUGAAGAUGUUUUGUAAGGAUCAUGACCAGCUAUGUUGUCACGUAUGCGUCUCUGUUGAUCACAGGCACAGUUCGGUGAUACAACAUAUACCAGACAUAGCCAGAGGUAUUUUUGACAAACCAGAACUCAAACAGCUUCCUCAACAAGUCGGCAACAUCCAAUCUCAUAUCAGGAAACUGCAGGAUUCAUCCAAGAGAAAGCAACAAUCAAUAAAAGAGUCUCGUGCAAGAGAUUAAAGCUUUGCGAAAGAAAAUCGAUGAAGUCCUUGAUCAAUUGGAGCGAAACACAAUAAAUGAGCUGGACUCAAUGGUAGCUUUGCUUGAGGAUGUAAUAGAGACAGAAGUUAAGUAGUCUGAACGCAUGAGCAAAGAUUUGAAAUCGAUAGUUGAUAGCAUCCAAGCGAAGGGUAAGACAAACGAGUCGUUGGCUUUCGUAGGAAACUCAAGGUGUCAGAAAAUGAUUAAUGAAACAAAAUCAUUUCUCUUAGAAACAACCAGCUCAGCGUUAAACGACCUUAUUGGUUUAUGUGCUUCGUUACAAUAAUUUGGGGAGGUCACUAGCACGCCCCAUGUUUUCACGGCCGUAAGCAUCAAACAACUCAAUAUAUCGCUUAGUGGCGAGAAAUAGAAGUGUAGCAUAAGGGAAUAUGUGAACUACCAAGCGGAGAGCUCGUUCUCGCUGACGCACAUAAUUGUGUUAAGCUUAAUCAAACCCGUCAGGCAGUCAAUAAGUGCAACGUUCCCAGGUGUCCACAAGAUCUGUGCCAUAUCACGAAAAAUGAACUUGCGGUUGCUGUCAACUAUAAUGAUGAGA
Molecule: messenger RNA, 1087 nt
Organism: Mya arenaria
Lineage: Eukaryota; Metazoa; Mollusca; Bivalvia; Myida; Myidae
Product: pyrin-like
Exons: 2
Coding region: 1-510 (169 amino acids)
Molecular function (GO): zinc ion binding
Source: RefSeq, a predicted model, not a curated record